CAAGCUAACUAUACACUGAUGGCUGCAAGCUUGAAGCAGACUACACACUGCAGACUGCUUCAAACAGACUGCAGACCCCUGCAUCAAACAGCCUGCAGACCCCCUGCUUCAAACAGCCUGCAGACCCCCUGCUUCAAGCAAACUAUACACUGAUGGCUGCAAGCUUGAAGCAGACUACACACUGCAGACUGCUUCAAACAGACUGCAGACCCCUGCAUCAAACAGCCUGCAGACCCCUGCUUCAAACAGAGUUCAAGUAGGCUACACACUGCAGACUGCUUCAAACAGACUGCAGACCCCUGCAUCAAACAGCCUGCAGACCCCCUGCUUCAAACAGCCUCAGACCCCCUGCUUCAAGCAAACUAUACACUGAUGGCUGCAAGCUUCAAGCAGACUAGACACUAAUGACUGUUUCAAGUAGCCUGGUUAAGGGUUAAAGUCAAUAUGGCCACACACAUUGGUCAAACUGGCCUCAAAAGAAGUCAAAAUAUCCACAGACCCCUAGUCCAAAUGACCACAUAAAAAAAUCCCAAAUGGCCACAUUCUUAAUGUAUAAACAGACCUAUUUUAUGGUCUCUGGUAUAAAUAAACAUUUCACACGCAGACACUUUGACACAAUCAUUGGAAACGUGGAUGGAUUGGUUGUUUUUUUAUCAGACACUAGGUUGCAUCUUUCUUGUGGGAUUCGUUGGGGGACGGGUUUUUUCUUUAUUAUUGUGGGUGGUUGUGGUCUUUCUUUCUCUUGUACAUUUCUUUUCUUACCCUUCCAAAUACUCGUGUUUUAUUUUUUUUAAUAUGACCUUCCCCUUGUGACUAUAAUAUUUAUUUGGUGACCCUCCCGUUUUUCCCUCUGACCCACUCCUAUCAUAAAUGACCGAUCCCUAACUACCUCAGCCUGAAAUGCACAAGUAAAUAUUGACAGGGCGCCUGUCUACCAUAACGUGUAUAAUCGUUAAAUGUGCAGCGCGAACGUGUAAAAUCGCGAGAAAUUAUCGAAGCGUACGUAAACAUUAUUUUAGUGGUAUCCAAACUGUAGAACAUUCCUGGAUAACCCCCCUUAUGCCAUUUUCCAGAUCGGUAAAUGUUCUGACACCCAAUGUGGUGCACAGGCAUUAUACCCCACAAAUAACGCCUUCAAUUAAAUACUUUCGUAAGUAAAUGUAAUUCUUAGUUGACGAAUAUACUACAUGUUUGUUGCAACGUGGCCACGACGGAUGUCACUGCCGAGGUUACCACGCACCAUUAUCAGCUGAUUAUGUUUAUCAGUGUUUAUGAUAAUGAAGAGCUGAUGGUGAAACCAAAGACUGAAAUGUCAUGAAAUCAUACAAUAAGUUCCAGUGUUAAGACCACAAGCCAUAGUCAGUCUGCUACAAUAUAUCAACCCUUAAAGAAUGCCAAGUCAUAAAACUAUAAAACAUACAUUUAGUCCUAAAAAUGAAACUUGUAGUGAUGAAACUAGAACACCAAGUCCAGAAACUGAAAAGCCUAUUGAGAAAAAGCACUUGAGGAGACUGUCGAUAGAAAAAAGAGAGAAAAUCAAGGCACUUCUUGAAGAUGGUACAUCUCGAAGGCAGAUUUCCAAAAUCAUGAAUGUUGCUCCCUCAGUUAUUUCUAGGUUUGCAACACGACUGAAAGAAACGGGUGGAAUUGAAGACCGACACAAGAUAGGGCGACCUAAGAAAUAUCAUGACCCUACAGAACAUUGGACUGACAUAGGAGGCGAACGCAAGUAUCAGUGCCAACAUUGUCAAAAAACUUUUGUACACUUUGUACAAAUUCAGGAACAUAUUCGUGUGCACACAGGAGAGAGGCCAUUCAAAUGUGACCAGUGUUUCAGGGGGUUUGCCAGAUCAAGCACACUGAAACGCCACCUCAUCUGUCACUCCAAUGAGAGACUUUACAUGUGUGACAUUUGUGCUAAGUGUUUUGCAGAAGCUUCAUCACUAAGGGUUCAUGUCCGCACCCACACCGGAGAAAAGCCGUACAGAUGUCGAUUCUGUGACAAAGGCUGCACUACUGCAGGGAAUCUCAAUGCCCACAUGAGGGUACAUCGAGAUAAAAUCAACGAACAACCUAAAGAGACCAUUAAUCAAAGCAAGAUCCUUGAAGAGAAUGUAACUCGUAUCAAAGAGGCUGAGGAAAAUAUGACCCAUAUCGAUAUUUCUGAAAAGAUUGAAAAGGCAAUAAGACAGGAAGAGCGUGAAGAAAAAGGUUAUGGCACCGAGGAAGAAGAUGUGAACACUGGAGAAGAAAGAAGAGACAAUGCAGAAGAUUGUCACGGCAGUGCAGAGGUUCAGAGAGAAAUGAAUAGCUGUGAGUGCAAAAUGGUGGAUACUUGUGCAGAGAACACGCAACAGGAGAGUUAUCCUGGAGAUGUGUACCAAGUUGAAAUAAAACAGGAACCAGAAGAUACGAUGGAGGAAUGUCAAUAGUUGAAGGGUCACAGACAUAAAGUUUAUUUGAUGUUAUUACAGUGUAAAGCAGUAUCAUUCAGAUGGAACAAAUAUUAACCAAAUGCAUGUUGCUCGGGUGAUAGUCUAGCUUUUUUGUUUGUUGUUUAAUGUAUUUGUUUAUCAGCAGUAUUCCAACUGUAUGAUGGUGGCCUGUAAAUAAUCUAUACUGAACCAAACAGUCCAGAGAAUGAUGUUGUGAGCAAUGAUCCAUGCCAUCAGCAUACAAGGACAUGCUAUCAACCAAGUCACAAACCCUGACCAUCCGAUCCAUUUGGUCGCCUCACAUCACCCACAUGUACUGCUGGGGGCACGGGUGG
This is a messenger RNA of Haliotis rufescens (red abalone), 2770 nucleotides long. Its product is annotated as zinc finger protein 90-like. Gene Ontology annotation, cellular component: nucleus. The transcript has 2 exons. Gene Ontology annotation, molecular function: RNA polymerase II cis-regulatory region sequence-specific DNA binding; DNA-binding transcription factor activity, RNA polymerase II-specific. The record is from RefSeq and is a predicted model, not a curated record. Gene Ontology annotation, biological process: regulation of transcription by RNA polymerase II. The coding region runs from base 1392 to 2432 and encodes 346 amino acids. Lineage: Eukaryota; Metazoa; Mollusca; Gastropoda; Lepetellida; Haliotidae.